AUGCCCUUCGAGUGUUCGUCGUGUCCGGCCACAUUCGCCAGCCGCGAGUAUCGGAAAAACCACAUGUUGACUCACACUGGCGAACGACCCCAUCAGUGCAACACCUGUGGUAGGAGAUUUGCCAGGAAAGUCAACCUCACGUCCCACGCACUGACUCAUUCGGGGAAGAAGGCGUUCGCCUGCCACUUACUACCUGUUUGCUUGAAGUUACUAUAUAUUUACUCAUUUUUUAAGAGUGUGGACCCAUCAACCACCGCUACUGCCGUAAAACUCCAUUGCAUCCAGCCAUGGCUAAAACGAAACGACGGACCUCUCAACAGUCCUGCAGCCCUGUUCAAAGAUCUCGAAGAAGAGUCCGCGAGAAUCGGAGGCAAGAUUCUGCCGCAUCGACAGCAGACAAGGGGCGAUAAACAGUACGCCUGCGACGUGUGCGGCAGGAAAUACACGGAAAAGAAGAACCUGGUGAUCCACAGUCGCACGCACACGGGAGAGAGGCCCUUCGAGUGUUCGUCGUGCCCGGCCACGUUCACCAGCAGCGAGACUCGGAGAAGGCACAUGUCGACCCACACCGGCGAACAACCGCAUCAGUGCAACAUCUGUGGUAGGAGAUUUGCCUGGAAAUCAAGCCUUGCGUCCCACGCACUGACUCAUUCGGGGAAGAAGGCGUUCGCCUGCCACGUGUGCGGCCGAAAGUUUUCCCGGAGAGACAACCUCCAGUGCCACGCUCGUACGCACACUGGGGAGAGGUCGUACGCCUGCCACCUGUGUCCCGCUGCGUUCGCGCACUUGAAUACCCUGAAAAGGCACCUCGCAAACCACACCGGCGAGCGACCUCACAAGUGCGAGGUGUGCGGGAAGACGUUUACUGCAAGAUACAUCCUUUCUCAGCACAAGAAUAUUCACUCAGGCGUGAAGACGUUUAGCUGUCAGUUCUGUAGCCGCAAGUUUAGUUCGAAGAAAGGGCUAUCCAGGCACACCCGCACGCAUACGGGCCAGAAGCCGUAUUUCUGCCACCUCUGUCCCGCCGCGUUCUCGCAGUGGAGUACGUUGAAGAGGCAUGUUCUGAGCCACACCGGCGAGAGGCCUCAUGGUUGUGAGGUAUGCGGGAAGAGAUUCACCCGAAGAGAGAACCUUUCGCGCCAUAAGUGUCUUCACUCGGCUAGUAGCUAA
Messenger RNA from Rhipicephalus sanguineus (brown dog tick), 1170 nucleotides. Its product is annotated as zinc finger protein OZF-like. The coding region runs from base 1 to 1170 and encodes 389 amino acids. The transcript is spliced from 4 exons. Lineage: Eukaryota; Metazoa; Arthropoda; Arachnida; Ixodida; Ixodidae. The record is from RefSeq and is a predicted model, not a curated record.